Colossoma macropomum (tambaqui) is the source of this 5097-nucleotide messenger RNA. RefSeq names its product TATA element modulatory factor 1 (gene tmf1). The transcript has 17 exons. The record is from RefSeq and is a predicted model, not a curated record. Lineage: Eukaryota; Metazoa; Chordata; Actinopteri; Characiformes; Serrasalmidae. Gene Ontology annotation, cellular component: Golgi apparatus; endoplasmic reticulum. The coding region runs from base 401 to 3868 and encodes 1155 amino acids.
GCUACGUGGACAGGAAGCAGCAGCGCCGUCAGCUCGGAAAGGAGAUUCAUGCUAAAUUUCAACAACAAACCGAGACUUCAGGAACUGAGCGCGAUGUCCGGAAUAACGGACUGACACCAAGUUGUUUUACUUUGUUUUACGUUGUUUUAGACGACUGAGGCUUUUAAUAGCGAUGGGAUUCGUCGGGACUGAGCUCCGUCCAGGGAGCGCUGUGUUGGACGGCUAGCUCGCUAACUAGCGGGCUAGUAGGCUAACGGUGGCAGUAAUAACUCUGUUUAUUAGCUCAGCGUCACUCAGACUCUCUGUAAAGUAUGAUGUAAGAUAGCCAGCGCUUUCAUAAAUAACAGUUCUCCUUGCUUGAGGAAACCUGGCUGGCUAAGUUGGCCGGCCGAGAGUAAAGAUGAGCUGGUUCAACGCUUCCCAGCUGUCCAGCUUCGCCAAACAAGCUCUGACAACUGCCCAGAAAUCCAUCGACCGAGUUCUGGACAUAAAAGAAGAGGACCAGUGGGGGGAUGGCAUCGCACCUGCUUUAGAGGAUGCUCCAACCAAGCCUGUAUCCACAGGAUGGGGAAUGAAUCAGUGGGUCUCACCCUCAGAGGAAUGCCCAAAGACUCUUCCCCCUUCAUCCGAGGCCAUCACCAAGCCUGUCACUCGCACUGUGGUCGAUGAAUCUGAGAGCUUCUUCAGUGCCUUCCUAUCUCCCGGGGACAUCCAGACAGUCAAGAAGACUUCAGUGGUGUCCGUGGCGCCGACCAAAUCCUACAGCCGAAUACAGGAGAAAGCCGACAAAGAGACGAAACCUGCUGGCAAGGAUGACGUAGACUCUUCCAAGCUUUCUCAGCCAGAUUCCGACAGACGUGACAGCCUGGGACCAGAAGAGGUGAACCUGGUGGAGGUCAAGCCAAAAGAACAAGAGCCACCUCCAGCCAGUGCACCCCAGCAACCAUCUGCAGAUAGUGUUCCACAACAGCCUGAGCCUGUUCCUCUUGAUUCAUUGACUGCACAAGAGCAAAAGGCUGAACCAGAGAGCAGCGAGAGCAAAGCAGAGUCUCAGGAUUCCAGGCUAACUCUGGAAGUCACACAAGUGGAUGCACCUUUGCCCAUAGAGGCUGGAUCUGGAUCUGCGGGUAAUGUCGAUAGCUCUGGACCUCCAGAGCCGAAAAGCCCAGUCAAAACUUUGUCUGUGCCGCCCAAAGACAUCAUGCUGGAUUCCAAGGACCCUAAAGCGGAAGACAGGCAAAGUGACACCCCAUCCCCUCCUGUUAGCGCCUUCUCCUCUGGUACCUCCACCACCAGUGAUAUUGAGGUGCUGGACCACGAAAGUGUGAUUAGUGAAAGCUCAGCUAGCUCCAGGCAGGAAACCGCAGAAGCUAAAGCAGGAUUGCACUUGAUGCAAGGUUCCUUCCAGCUUCUUUCGGCCUCUGCCUGUGGAGAUUUCCCCCGUCUGGACGAUUACCCUAAGCUGACGGAAAGCUGCGGCUCUUCCUCCGACGCCUUUGAGCGUAUUGACUCCUUUAGCGUCCAGUCGCUGGACAGCCGCAGCGUCAGUGAGGUCAACUCAGAUGACGAGAUUCCCGGAAACCGCACACUGGCGUCUGUCACCGCUGGCCCCACCCCUGCUCCCCUCGCCCUCCCGGCACCACCGACCAAUCCGGAGCAGGAAGAGGCGGAGUUAACACUGACAGAGUCUAUGAAGGACCAAACGCUGGAGGAGAACGAGAUGGAGGAAAGUGGCCGUAGCGCUACACCAGUUAACUGUGACCAGCCAGAAGACCUGCAGGAGGUGGAGCAGGAGGCUGGCUCAGGUCUCACCUUGUCCAGCUUAAGGACUGACCCUGAUGAAGCACCAACUCCACCUAUUACUGAGGAGCAAAGAGGAGCCUCCACCUGCCAGCUCCUGGAACUACAAAAGGUUAUUGAUGAGCUUACGGGUAGGCUGGAGAAAAGAGAAGCUCAGCUGCUGGCCGUCAGCAAGGACAAGGCCCGUCUGGAGGAGGAGUGUGAUAACCUCAAAGAUGAGGUGAUCGGUCUGAAGGAGGAGAGCUCUAGUGUGCAGUCCCUGAAAGACGAGUUCACGCAGCGCAUCGCUGAUGCCGAGAGGAAAGCUCAGCUUGCCUGCAAAGAGCGAGACAUCGGCAAAAAGGAAAUCAAGGGCCUUCGAGAAGAGUUGGCAGCCAGAUUCAACUCAAAUGAAACUUUGGAGUUGAUAAGAGAGAAGGAGGAACAGAUCAGAGGCCUUCUAGAGGAGGGCGAGAAACUGUCUAAGCAGCAGCUUCAGCACUCCAACAUCAUCAAGAAGCUGAGGGUAAAAGAGAAGGAGAGCGACACGAAGAUCACCAAACAGACCAAAAAACUCAAAGAGCAAGAAGACGAGCUCAAACAGCUGCAGCAGGUUCUGGAUGGAAAGGAGGAGCUGGAGAAGCAGCACAGAGAGAACAUAAAGAAGCUGAACUCUGUUGUGGAGCGGCAGGAGAAAGAUCUGAGCAAGCUGCAGACUGAACUUGAGGAACUACAGGAGAAGAACCGCAGCCUGCAAGCCGCCCUGGACAGCUCUUAUAAGGAGCUUGCAGAGCUGCAUAAGGCCAACGCCACGAAGGCCAGCGAAGCCCAGGAGCUGGCUCUGAGCCGAGAGGUGCAGGCCAAGGAGGAGCUCAGCCUGGCACUGGAAAAAGCCCAGGAGGAGGCCCGCCUACAGCAGGAGGCUCUAGCUAAUCAGGUGGCGGAUCUGAGGCUGGCUCUGCAGAGAGCUGAACAGCAGCAGGCCAGAAAAGAGGAUUACCUACGAGAGGAGAUCAGUGAACUUCAGCAGAGGUUGCAGGAGGCGGAGACCAGGAACCAGGAGCUGAGUCAGAGCGUUACCUCGGCGACCAGGCCCCUCCUGCGGCAGAUAGAGAACCUUCAGGCUACUCUGGGAGCCCAGACGGCAUCCUGGGAAAAACUGGAGAAGAACAUCUCCGACCGCUUAGCUGAAGCCCAGGCUCAGCUGGCUGUUGCAGUGGAGAAGGAGCGCUCGGCAACCGAGGAGCUGCAUGCCAUCAAGGCUCAGCUGGUCUCUCUAGAAUCCCAGAAUUCCAUCCUCCGGCAGGAGAAGGGGCGUCUGCAGGGCCAGCUGGAUGCAGAGAGGACACGGCGGGAGAAGCUGGAGGACGACAACAGCAGGGAACAUGUUGAACUGGAGAAUCUGAAAGGGGAAUACGCACGAGCCCUGGAAGAGGCCAGAAAGGAGAAGCUGCUGCUCACAAACCAGCUUGAGAUGGAGAAAAUGAAGGUAGAGCAAGAGAAGAAGAAAUGCUACCUUGCGCAAGAGGCCCUGAAGGAGAAGGAGCGGAAGACUCCGAGCGUGUCAGUAAGCGAGGCUCCUGCGUCCUCCACCCCAUCCCUCUCUCGCUCCAGCUCCAUCAGCGGAGCUGACCACGGUGGCCUGCACACCUCUAUGCUCUCUCAGCAGGAGGACUCUCUGGACCACUCGUUUGGCACAAUGACCGUGUCUCUGAGCGGGAGCAGCCUGUAUGAGGCAGCAAGACUGAGUGGAGGUUCCAGCAUCAUCGAGAACCUGCAGUCCCAGCUCAAACUGCGGGAAGGAGAGAUUGCACAGCUCCAGCUGGAAAUCUCGAAUCUAGAGAGGAGCCGCUCGGUGAUGGCGGAAGAACUGGUCCGACUGACCAAUCAGAACGAUGAGAUGGAGGCCAAAGUAAAGGAGAUUCCCAGACUCAGAGUGCAGCUCAAAGACCUGGAGCAGAGACACAACACCAUCCUGCAGAUGUACGGAGAGAAAGCAGAGGAGGCUGAGGAGCUGCGGCUCGACCUGGAGGACGUCAAGAACAUGUACAAGACUCAGAUCGACGAGCUGCUCAAAAACCAGAAAUAGACUCGCGCUCUUUCUCACACAUUCACACUCUCACGGUCUCACUGACACGUGACGGGGCUACAAGUGCAUUUACUGUAGAAGGAAGAUUGGCUUUCGGUUGGUGAAAGCAGAACCUUUGUGUCGUGCAAGAGGCUCAUCCUCCUCCCACCAGUAUACAUAUUUUUCUCCUUUGUGCUCGUGCAUUUUCACGAUCGGGUAUGUACUCCGUAGCUAUUUAAGAACUGAUUCCUUUUGGGGUUGUUGAAUCUGAAAGUUUUAAAUGUGAUUUUUCCCUCAGAAGACAACUCCUGGACUUUAACAAGGACAACUGCCUGUCUGUUAGUGUGGGCUUAGGUUUGGUGAGUGACUUGUGUAACACAAGAAUUUGCACAUUUAAGAUCAUCUGAUCUCUGAGAGCCUGACUCCAGAUGGUUUCUCUCUGUUGUCUCUGUUCUCGCUUAUAUCUUUAUGUCCGAUAUUUAAUGACCGCAUUACCAUUUUCAGACGACAUACUGUUCCUGUUCAGUCAUUACUGCUCAAUCAAUGAGGAAAGUACCAACAGUCUCUGGCUGCAAAGCUGCAAAAGUUUUUAAGGAAAAACUUGGGAAAUCUAGUUACCACACGUGUGAAGUGACAUUUCUUAGUAAUAUUCCCCCACGGGGAAAUCUCCGAGAGGGGACAAAUGUCAAAUCGAGUAGAUUGGAUAAAGUUGACUAUUGCACUAAACUAUUGCUCAGCUGUUGUGGAAACUAAGUCCAGCAGUCCUGGACAUCUGCACAGCCCCACUUCAGUCACUUCAAUAUAAAAAGUAGAAUUUGUGACUUAGCAAGGUCCCUCUGUGGCUCACUAAAAUGUUACUUGGACUACCUUUAAAGACUGGUUCAUAAAAAACGUGCAGUUUUCCCCAUAACCCAAGCGUAGUUACUUGGCCAACACGUUGUGUGGCUAAUAUGAUGCCUGGUUCCAUAGAUUUACACUUAUGUUUUAACUACAUUAGCCUUGUAGGUCCAGUGCAGAAAGAAAAGGACACCAAACAUCUUUCCCGAUCGACUGUGUUUGGGAUAAGGGGGAAAUUGUGUACGAUUUUUUUGGAGAACCUUUCCUUUAACCUGGACCAGACUGAUCCAACUACAGCUUCAUUGCAAACUAUAGUUGUUUAUUUCUCAUGAUGCAAUCGUCUGUCAUGGAUAAGCUUCCAUCUACAGUUUCUGUAUAAAUGUGUAAAUAAAAUGAGAAAUAUAGGCUAUUGA